AUGAAUAUUGACGAAGAAUCUGACUAUGAAGAAGAUGAAUUUUUAAUUUUCGCUGAUUUCAAAAAUCAACUUGGCCCCCUUGAUUUGGAUGAAAAUAUAGCAGUGAAAAUCAUUGGACUUGAAAAGGACCCAGUCGCUGAAGUGCAUGGAAACAUAUUUAAAGGAUCCUAUGAUCACCCAAUGGGCACGUGUGUUUUCUUUGAAAAGGACACGGACGCCGCGCCGUCAGAUCCUCUAUUCGAAACUAGCUGUCGGCAGAAAUAUAAAUAUUUUGCGAAAACCAAUAAAGUUAUAAAUUUUGAACGUAUAUACGUUGAACCGAAAUGCGAUGAAACCAUGAAUAAUCUAUCUAAUACUAUAAUAUCACCAGAAAAAAGUGAAGACAAUGAAAAAGAGCAACUUAAAAUACAGACUGAGGAUGAUAAACUUCGGAUUAAUAUUUCAUAUGAAGAUGCUAUAAAGCAAUUUCAAUCGUGUGAUGAAAACAAUUAA
This is a messenger RNA of Bactrocera dorsalis (oriental fruit fly), 492 nucleotides long. RefSeq lists its product as uncharacterized. Gene Ontology annotation, cellular component: transcription factor TFIIIC complex. Gene Ontology annotation, biological process: transcription by RNA polymerase III. Lineage: Eukaryota; Metazoa; Arthropoda; Insecta; Diptera; Tephritidae. The coding region runs from base 1 to 492 and encodes 163 amino acids. The transcript is spliced from 2 exons. The record is from RefSeq and is a predicted model, not a curated record.